Chelmon rostratus (copperband butterflyfish) is the source of this 2334-nucleotide messenger RNA. RefSeq names its product 24-dehydrocholesterol reductase (gene dhcr24). Bases 86 to 1636 code for a protein of 516 amino acids. The record is from RefSeq and is a predicted model, not a curated record. The transcript has 9 exons. Gene Ontology annotation, cellular component: cytoplasm; membrane. NCBI's taxonomy places the organism in Eukaryota, Metazoa, Chordata, Actinopteri, Chaetodontiformes, Chaetodontidae. Gene Ontology annotation, biological process: steroid metabolic process. Gene Ontology annotation, molecular function: FAD binding; Delta24(24-1) sterol reductase activity.
AAUCGAUACGGAGUUUAGAGGUGGUGCAGCUCAAAUCUGUAGCAGUUACUUUGAGAGCGUGCAGACGUGGAUGUGAUCAGAAACGAUGGAUCCGCUGUUGUAUUUAGCUGGUGUGGUCGUCCUGUUCCUUCUGUGGAUCAGAGUCAAAGGUCUAGAUUACGUGAUCGUUCACCAGAGGUGGAUAUUUGUGUGUCUGUUCCUGCUGCCGCUCUCCGUCAUAUUCGACGUGUAUUAUUAUGUGCGCGCGUGGCUCAUUUUCAAGAUGUGCUCCGCGCCCAAACUGCACGACCAGCGCGUGCGAGACAUCCAGCGACAGGUGCGUGAGUGGAGGAAGGAGGGCAGCAAGACCUACAUGUGCACGGGUCGACCCGGCUGGCUCACUGUAUCUCUCAGAGUGGGGAAAUACAAGAAAACCCACAAGAACAUCAUGAUCAAUAUGAUGGACAUUCUGGAGGUGGACACAAAGAGGCAGGUGGUGAGAGUUGAGCCGCUGGCCAACAUGGGUCAGGUGACCGCUCUCCUCAACUCUAUUGGCUGGACACUGCCAGUGCUUCCCGAGCUGGAUGACCUCACUGUGGGUGGUUUGGUGAUGGGCACAGGCAUCGAGUCUUCCUCUCACAUUUAUGGGCUGUUUCAGCACAUCUGUGUCGCAUAUGAGCUGGUUCUAGCUGAUGGCAGCUUGGUACGCUGCACUGAGGAGGAGAACUCGGACCUGUUCCACGCCGUGCCGUGGUCCUGUGGAACUCUGGGGUUCCUGGUCGCAGCCGAGAUCAAGAUCGUCCCCGCUAAAGCCUGGGUGAAGCUGCACUACGAGCCGGUGAGAGGACUGGAGAACAUCUGCAAGCGCUUCACUGAAGCAUCAGAGAACAAGCAGAACACAUUUGUCGAGGGCAUCCAGUACAGCCUGGACACCGCUGUCAUCAUGACGGGAACCAUGACUGACCACGCCGAGCCUGAUAAGAUUAAUAGAAUUGGCCUGCACUUUCAACCCUGGUUCUUCAAACACGUGGAGGGCUACCUGAAGGGCGACCAGACUGGAGUUGAAUACAUCCCUCUGAGACAGUACUAUCAUAGACACACACGCAGCAUCUUCUGGGAGCUGCAGGAUAUUAUUCCCUUCGGCAACAACCCGGUGUUUCGCUGGCUUUUUGGCUGGAUGGUCCCUCCUAAGAUCUCACUGCUGAAGCUCACCCAGGGAGAGACCAUCAGACGGCUUUAUGAACAGCACCACGUGGUCCAGGACAUGCUGGUCCCCAUGAAGCACCUGCAGGCCGCCAUCACGCGCUUCCACCAGGACAUCGACGUUUACCCUCUGUGGCUGUGCCCGUUCCUGUUGCAGCCUGGCAGAGGGAUGGUCCACCCCAAAGGGCAAGAGGAGGAGUUGUAUGUGGAUAUUGGGGCUUAUGGAGAGCCCAAAGUCAAACACUUUGAAGCUAAAGCAUCAACGCGUCAGCUGGAGAAGUUUGUUAGAGAUGUGCACGGGUUCCAGAUGCUGUAUGCAGAUGUGUACAUGGACCGAGAGGAGUUUUGGGAGAUGUUUGAUGGACAGCUGUAUCACAGACUGAGAGAGGAGCUAGGCUGUAAGGAGGCCUUUCCCGAGGUUUACGACAAAAUCUGUAAAUCCGCCCGACACUGACUCCCCUGAUCACUGGCGCCUGACCUCAGACCCCUGUGUCUCAGAGGCGUCUGUCUGCAGCUCACACUUUGUGACAGCUUCUAGUUUGGGGACAUUUCAACAAAAACAAAAAACUGUUUUACUCAAAGAUGCAUCUCAGAAUUUUUAAGAUGGAAUACAGCUUUGCACACACUAAUACAAGAUAAAAUAUGUUAUUUUUGGCAACCACACUGUGUCUUAAGAGGCCCUUUUAUCAAUGUGAACAGGAGCGUAAGUAUUGUAAUGGUUUGAAGUCAUGAAUGUAUUCUCGUCUCCGUCUGUCUGUACACAGUUAUCUUAUUUGUACAUUCGAGCUCUGAUUUCGUGGACUGCUUGACUCAACCAUAUGUCACACAUAUGGUUUAUUUUACUUGCAGAAAACAUACUAAACUUUUUAUUUCUUCCUUUUUUAAAAUGUGUACAUAUGUCAGGCAACUUUUCCCUGUUUAACUACCUUAUCCGGUGCUGCGUAUUAACAGGUCAGCCUUAACUACAGCUGCCACAGUGCCAUACACUUGCCAAACAUGGUCCCCUAAUCAGCAUCAUACACAUUUUUUAAAAAAGAUGUUUUUGUGCUGAAUCUAAAAUAUGUAUUGUAACUUAUAGGCAACUAUUUUGAUAUCAAAAUCAGAUCAUCUCACCGGGCCUGUGUAAGGGUUUAACAAAUAAAAAAAAAAUCU